GAUUUUAACAAGAUAAAUUCACAUACAAACACAUAUCACACAUACAUUAUAGCUUAGAGUAUGUUUAUAUGUCUUACAUGUCUUUAGGGGAUAUGAAAAUACAUUCUUUCACAGAAAAGAGACUUGUGGAUUUUGGCUACCAUCAUUUACUUUUGUGUAAGUGCAUUAUGAAGGGAUCUUAUAAUAUCCAGUAUGAACAGGAGGAAUAAUCACAGCUAGAAGGACCUGUUUCAUGCCAAUUCUUAAACUGUCCUUUCGAGCCACCAAGAAAGCAGCACAAAAAGCCCUGCGUCUCUGAAACGCCUGAUAAAGCGACGAGGAGCAGCGAUCCGGUUUGUAACGGUACUCUGAGCCCCCCGGUGUGUUUUCACAGCUUGGGUUACUUGUUUCGCUCGCGUUAUCUGGCAACCCCGACCAAACUGCGACAGCGCCAAUGGCAGCAAAACAUAACUGUUCCAGGCGAGGAGGAUGACAGCAACAAGGUGAGAGGAGCACCGUGUGGAAGUCAGCGGUGGCACUGAUUUACGGCUAGUGUACGUAGACAAAUCUUGUUGUGCUGCUGUGGUUUCACCUGCGUGCGAAAUAUUAAACCGUCGUCAACUUUUUAUCUUAAGUUAAUAACUGUAGUAUUCCGGCAAAAUGUUAGCACCAGCGUUAGCAACCUGGCGUUUAAGUUAGCCUCCGGAGCUAAUGAGUUUCCCUGCUAACUACCCAGCUCGCUACCGCUAACUAAACAAGAGACUGGGGUUGCCUGACAAGCUGGAUAGUUGGCGUAUAGAGAGAGCUAUCUGAACACCGUCUAACCAUGAAGCACCAAAGAGAAACCGAAGUUUAGUUUAUUUAGAUAAAAUGUUGACUCUCCGGCUGGCUAAGUCACGUCAGUGUGCUAAGCGUAACUCGGGGCCUAAGGGUGUCAAAGCAGUCAUCCCUCAUCAAAUUCAACCACAAAUCUGACGUCGUGUGCAGCAGUGAUGAUAUAACGAAAGUAGAGAAAGUAUCUAUAGAUUAAUUAGUUCACAUAGGGGAGACCGUAUUACUUUGGCCCUACACACAGAGCCUGUAGUGCUGAAGUCUAGCAAUGAAUAAGAUUCCCUGGUUGCGGUGGAGGUGAGGAAGCAUGGGGUGGAAAUCUGAGGUGACGAGGCGAACGUGAUGACAGCAUGGUCCAUGUUGGAGAAGCUCAAAAUGGAAAAACGCCCAUGCAGGGAAGAGAACAUUGACUCAAGUGAGGCCCAGCAUGCCACUGAUGAGUCUGAGGAUGGAAGCAGCUCAGAAAGCGAAUCCGAGGAGCAACAACACCUGAAGGUUCAGGCUAACAGCAGCAGCAGCUGUAAGAGGAGGGAGCCCUUGGCUGCUACAAAACCCCACCGCCAGCUCUGUCGUUCUCCGUGCCUGGACCGGCCAAGUUUUUCCCAGAGUAGCACCGUGCAAGAUUUUCGUGAGGAUGACGCCGGUGCAGGAGCGGGGAUCAAACAUGCCAGCGACAGGGAGUACCAGACAAAGAUGGAGUUUGCUUUGAAGCUGGGCUAUUCAGGAGAGCAAGUGCAGACAGUGCUCAACAAGUUGGGAGCUGCCGCUCUUAUUAACGAUGUGCUCGCUGAGUUAGUAAGGCUUGGAAACAAAGUAGAGCCUGAAAGUCAACCUUCCAGCAGUACGGCCACAUCUGUGUCACGCUCCCCCUGUGUUAAAGAGACCGCGAGUCCAGAGGUGUCAUUGGAAGAGGAGUCUGUGGAUACAUAUGAUAAUCUCAGGCCUAUCGUCAUCGAUGGUUCAAAUGUGGCAAUGAGCCAUGGAAACAAAGAGGUGUUCUCAUGCCGUGGUAUCCAGCUUGCUGUUGAAUGGUUCCUAGAGAAAGGACAUAAAGACAUCACUGUGUUUGUCCCAGCCUGGAGGAAGGAGCAAUCAAGGCCUGAUGCCCUCAUUACAGAUCAAGAAAUAUUACGCAAGCUGGAAAAAGAGAAGAUCCUGGUUUUCACCCCAUCUCGGAGGGUUCAAGGCCGAAGAGUGGUGUGCUAUGAUGAUCGCUUCAUAGUGAAGCUGGCUUAUGAUUCUGAUGGAAUUAUUGUGUCAAAUGACAACUAUAGGGACUUACAAAACGAGAAGCCAGAGUGGAAGAAGUUCAUAGAGGAGCGUCUCCUAAUGUACUCAUUUGUCAAUGACAAGUUUAUGCCACCUGAUGAUCCACUGGGAAGACAUGGUCCAAGCUUAGAAAAUUUCCUUCGCAAGCGUCCUGUUGUUCCAGAGCACAAAAAACAACCUUGCCCCUAUGGGAAAAAGUGCACAUAUGGACACAAGUGCAAGUACUACCAUCCAGAGCGCGUCAACCAGCCGCAGCGGUCAGUGGCUGAUGAACUGCGGGCUUUUGCCAAAUUGUCUGCAGUGAAGACAAUGAGUGAGGGGGCUUUAGUCAAAUGCGGUACUGGUCCAGCGACUGUAAAAGGGGACAACUCUGAGGCCAAACGUGUGGCACCCAAACGUCAGUCUGACCCCAGUAUUCGUUCAGUGGCCUGUGAACCUCCAGAAGCGCUGUCAAUUGUUAGGAAGUCUGAGACAAAUUCAGUGCCUUCCCUUGUGUCUGCUCUCAGUGUGCCCACCAUGCAGCCCGCCAAGAGCCACGCAGCUGGGGCCUUGAAUACCCGAUCAGCCAGCAGCCCAGUGCCAGGUUCUUUGCAGUUCUCACACAGUUCUCUGGAGCACAUGUCUAGUGUACAGUACCCGCCCAUUUUGGUUACUAAUAGUCAUGGCGCCUCUGUUACAUACAGUGAACAGUUCCCAAAGUAUGACUCAGUUAGUGACCAUGGAUAUUACUCACUGCACAGUGAUUUUUCAAACAUGAGCAUGAGCAGCAUGCAUAACGUCGACAGUUUCUGUAGCAUGGAGCAUGAGCAUGGUGUGUAUCAGAGAAAUCCCAGCCACUGCCCUGAAUCCUGCCUCAGCCAUUCAAACAGCGACUCGUUCUCCUCCUACGGGGACCUGUACCCAAGCUCUGUGGACAGUAGCUUAGAGGAGAGCAUGAAGGGGCAGCAGCAGUCUUCUGCUCAGGCUAGAAUGCACGCUUUCUCCCAUGGGUUUCGGCAUGAAGCGCUGACUAGGGUACAGAGUUAUGGACCAGAGGAGCCCAAGCAGGGCCCUCGUAAGCAGUCUGGAGCUCAUCUCGCACCACAUAUCCAGCAUGCUGCAGUGGGGGCCAGGUCCAGCUGCCCUGGAGACUAUCCCCUCACUCAGAAUGUCCUCCCACCUCUGUCCUCCCAGCCCACUCGGUCUCUUGGCAUGACUCGUAUGGACAGCAUAUCAGAUUCACGGCUGUAUGAUAGCAACCCAAUGAGACAGAGGCGACCUCCACUGUGCCGCGAGCAGCACGCAAGCUGGGACCCUCUGCCUUGUGGUAAUGAGUCCUACGGGUAUCACUCAUAUCCACUGAGUAACAGCUUGAUGCCAUGUUGCGAGCGGGUGAUGGUCCGCAGCAUGCCAGACAAAAUGGAACAAAUUUGGAACUCGCCGUGGGAGACCCCAUCUGCAGCUGAACACCAAGAGCGGUAUGUCAUCCCAGAUCACCAGUAUCAAACAUAUCGGAACCUUUGUAACAUCUUUCCUGCUUACGUAGUCCACUCAGUGAUGGAGAAGAACCCUCAUUUGACAGAUCCCCAACAACUCGCCGCCGUCAUUGUUACAAAACUGAGAUCAUGCCAUUGAGGUGUUAUUAAGCAUUCAAAAUUGAAGUGAUAAGGGAAAUAAGCAUUGUCGCAAAGAUAGGCACUUGUUAAAUGUUGCUGCAUCUGCAACAUCUGCCCUCAGGAGUUAAUCAUUUUUUAAAUGUCUGAUGCGAAGUCUCGCUGUCAGAUUUGACAUCAGUAAGAUGACAUGGAAGUAUUGAGCAUAGGUGUUUGUCUGAUCAGUAGAAUUGUAAGAUGUUUCACAUAUGAAAGCUACUUUUUUAUAUGAAGUGUGGCGCACAUGAUAUAAGGUAACAACCUACAUACAACACAUUCAUAAUACCUGAGCAGGAGCUGCAUAACAGCUUUGCACCAUAUCCAUGAUUAACUGAAUGCUUUAGGAUCAUUUUAGUUUUAUAAAUCAAUCAAAUAGUUAAAUGUCCCUCAGAUUAAUGUAGAUUGUGUUUCUGAUGAAUUAAUUGGUCACACGUUAUCUACAAGUCAUGAUCAUCAACUGGUUAACAAUCAUAAUUUCAAUUUAAAGACUAAUCUAAUCCUAAUUAAUGUAGCUAGCAAGUGUAUUAUUGAACCUUAUCCUUUCGUGAGUCAGUGUGAAUUACGUGGAUUAAUAAAUGGGUCAGCCACACAGUUAAGAUAGGAAGUAGUUACACCCCCACAUUUGCCUUAUUAAAUUUGACAUCAGUGUAUGUCAACAUUUGUGCACCAUGUAGCUUUUAUGAAGAUCUUGUUCAGGUCAUGUGAAUGUGUUAUGAAAGUGGUGCAGCGGUACUAUAAAUAACCUUGCUUAGGUCUGCCUCUGCUGUAAAUAAUUCUUGUGACUUAUUUUGUGCUUUUUAUUUUAAAGAUAAGUAAGAGGGAGGUAAGUACAUACCUCACAGCAUGAACUAUGACAUUUAAUGGCCUUAUAUCUGAAUGACCUCACGCUUUCGUCGUCGUCUGAUCGGUUUCAAUGAAAGUCUUUAGUCGUUGAAGCCUCCUACUUUAAAAUGUAAAGCACUAUCUCAGUAUCUAAAGAGAUAUAUUUUCUCAGCCUCACUUAACAAAGCUACUAUUUUGGUAGAAUUUGACAGUGCACAAAGCAAGCCAAAAAGGAGAUUUGACUUGUGUGUGUAUACAUAUAUAUAUGUAUAUAUAUAUAUAUAUAUGUAUAUGUAUGUGCACAUAUCUAUGUACAUAUAAUCACACAAAAGCCAUUAUUUCAAAGUCAUUUAUAAGCUGCUAAAUAAUGCCAAAAAAAGAAUUUCUAUAGUGUCAGUAUUCUACAUAACUUUACAUUUUGGUUCACACGAUAGAUUGGAUUAUAGUAUAAACCUAACAUCUGUGUUUGGAUUAUUUCCUAUGGUGUACUGUACAGUUACCUUACUGAUUUUAUUGGAUACUACGUCCUGGAUUUUCCUAUUUCUAUAUUAGUCAAACCUGUUGUGCUGAUUUUUUUCAAUGUGGAAAUAUUAGUAUCUUUGUUUCAAACACAGUAGCUCUAAUAAACUCCUUGAAGUUGUCAGUGGAGCAGUUUAUUUUCAGGAGCAGGCUCAUUUUGUUUCAGUGACUACUUUUACAUGCACUUAAGUCGUCUGAUGAUUGCCAGUUUUAGUCAAUAACCCAAUUGAUACAUAAAUAAGAACCUAGUAACCUAGUCCAAGGCAUGAAGAGGAACUUGUUAACAGCUAGAUUUCUGAUGGGAUUUAUACACUUCCUACUAGGUUGUCUUCUUAUGUGUGCUAAUGCACAUGAUCGAGACCCAGGACAGGGAAGACAUCCGUAAUCUAGCAGAAUUAAAGGAAAUAUUGUAACCUUUGUCCAGGUUUCAUUGCAUGCAGUAUAAAUAAAUCGAAAGUCCAGUCUAUGCGCAAACAUAUUAAUAUCCUUAACAUAUACUACAAUGUUAACCAUCAGGCUAGUUUGAUUAGUUAGUGUUUCUCCAGAUGCACAGUAGGAAUUUGUUUAAUGUAAACACACAGCAACAAAACUAUCUUCAAUUCCGAAGAUCUGCACAA
This is a messenger RNA of Scomber japonicus (chub mackerel), 5668 nucleotides long. RefSeq names its product zinc finger CCCH-type containing 12B (gene zc3h12b). NCBI's taxonomy places the organism in Eukaryota, Metazoa, Chordata, Actinopteri, Scombriformes, Scombridae. Bases 1153 to 3693 code for a protein of 846 amino acids. The record is from RefSeq and is a predicted model, not a curated record. Gene Ontology annotation, cellular component: nucleus; cytoplasmic ribonucleoprotein granule. The transcript has 6 exons. Gene Ontology annotation, molecular function: mRNA binding; metal ion binding; RNA endonuclease activity.